AUGCCUCCCGCGUGGCCACGGUCUCGAACAUCUGGAGAUACAUUGUCAAGUCCAACGCCGUGUGGGGAGGAGUUGUCGGUGUCCUCCUCACUGUCCUACCCACAUUCUCCACGAGUGUGGCGGGGUGAAGAAGGACACGACUCGAGGAUGAAGGCACAAUGGAAGAAAGGGUUAGCCGAGUCUUGCAGAGACAUCUCUCACCUCUGUGCUCGCUUGCUGGGUUUAAGUAAGCAGCGCUUGAUGGGGUGCAGGUGUGGCUGCUCAGCCUGUGACGAGCAGGAGCAGGUGUGCCUGCUCGGUUUCCAGGAGUACAUUGAAGAAAAUGAAGAAUCAAAUCAUCAAGAGAAGCAGCACGCAUGUGAUCAAUGCGGUAAAAUGUUUUUAUGGGCUUCACUUCUGAAGAAACACUUGAAAGUUCAUGCAAAGAAGAAGCCACAUUCAUGUCAUUUGUGUGGUAAGAGUUUUUUGCAUCUUCAAAGUUUGAAAGAACAUCAGAAAAUACAUACUGGUGUGAGAGAGUACAUGUGCUUUGAGUGUGAAAAGACUUUUAGUUCAGUGAGCAGUUUAAAACUGCACGAGAGGAUUCACACUGGAGAGAAACACUGUAACAAGAGAUUCAGUCAUUCAUCAAGUCUGGAAACACAUGAGAGGAUCCACACUGGAGAGAAACCUUAUAAGUGUUCACACUGUGACAAGAGAUUCAGUCAAUCAUCAAAUCUGAAAAAACAUGAGAGGAUCCACACUGGAGAGAAACCUUAUAAGUGUUCACACUGUGACAAGAGAUUCAGUCGGUUAACACAUCUGAAAACACAUGAGAGGAUCCACACUGGAGAGAAACCUUACAAGUGUUCACACUGUGACAAGAGAUUCAGUCGGUUAACACAUCUGAAAACACAUGAGAGGAUCCACACUGGAGAGAAACCUUACAAGUGUUCACACUGUAACAAGAGAUUCAGUGAUUCGACACAUCUGAAAACACAUGAGAGGAUCCACACUGGAGAGAAACCUUACAAGUGUUCACACUGUGACAAGAGAUUCAGUGAUUCGACACAUCUGAAAACACAUGAGAGGAUCCACACUAGAGAGAAACCUUACAAGUGUUCACACUGUGACAAGAGAUUCAGUCAUCCGACACAUCUGAAAACACAUGAGAGGAUCCACACUGGAGAGAAACCUUACAAGUGUUCACACUGUGACAAGAGAUUCAGUGAUUCGACGCAUCUGAAAACACAUGAGAGGAUCCACACUGGAGAGAAACCUUACAAGUGUUCACACUGUGACUGGAGAUGCAGUCAUUCAUCAAGUCUGAAAACACAUGAGAGGAUCCACACUGGAGAGAAACCUUACAAGUGUUCACACUGUGACAAGAGAUUCAUUGUGUCAUCAAGUCUGAAAAGACAUGAGAGGAUUCACACUGGAGAGAAACCUUACAAGUGUUCACACUGUGACAAGAGAUUCAUUGUGUCAUCAAGUCUGAAAAGACAUGAGAGGAUUCACACUGGAGAGAAACCUUACAAGUGUUGACACUGUGACAAGAGAUUCAGUGUUACAUCGAGUCUGAAAAGACAUGAGAGGAUCCACACUGGAGAGAAAGCACAUCAACGCAAUGUACGAGGGAAGUCUAGUAUUAAAGCUGCAGUCGGUAACUUUUGACGCUCUAGCGGUUAAUAAACAGAACUGCUUGCGUCUUGCGGAAGAACAUCGUAGCCAGAACUACUUCUCUCUGUUUAUGUCUAUGAAGAAUCACAAAGGUACCCCUGAAGCAAUCUAAAAUAGUCGGAAUAUAAACACUUAUUAUAGGUGCACCCUAGUUAUUCAGGACAAGCUAAAAACACGGUUUGGAAAAUGGAUUCAUGGUGUACUAGCUUAUUAUAUACAUUUUUCUACAUUUUGAACACAAACAAAGUUACGGACCGCAGCUCUGAUUGGUUGUUUCUUAACAGGAGCGAUGUAUUUUCUGCAAAUGGCAAUAGGACCACUGGGAGGAGCCAGAGGAGCUUGAUUUUUCACAGAUUAUCUGUCUCAUAUUCUACUGUCAGGACAUAAUGACAGGUUUAACAAAUAUGUAAAAAAUAUAUUUUUACAAAAGUUACCUACUGCAGCUUUAACAACAAAUAAUAAAAUAAAAUAAAGG
Carassius carassius (crucian carp) is the source of this 2134-nucleotide messenger RNA. RefSeq names its product zinc finger protein 883-like. The record is from RefSeq and is a predicted model, not a curated record. The transcript is spliced from 4 exons. The coding region runs from base 1 to 1524 and encodes 507 amino acids. Gene Ontology annotation, molecular function: RNA polymerase II cis-regulatory region sequence-specific DNA binding; DNA-binding transcription factor activity. NCBI's taxonomy places the organism in Eukaryota, Metazoa, Chordata, Actinopteri, Cypriniformes, Cyprinidae. Gene Ontology annotation, biological process: regulation of transcription by RNA polymerase II.